UAAAAAUGAAAAAUAAAUUAACAUACUUAUUAGGGUGGUCCAAUUCUUAUGGGUAAAAAAAAAAGUUUUUUUUUCUGAGCUCCACAACCAUAUUUUUGUUUCUUAGUCAAAAAUAAAUGUUCACGCCAUAAACUAGCCCAUUCUAAACAUAUUUAGAGGUCGCUAGGAUUUGUAAGUAAGAAGUAAUAGGAAUUUAUCAAUGGUUUUUAUUCUAGCGUAAUCAUUAACCGCCGAUAACGAACAGAUAAUAGCUGUGCAUAAUAACCAUGAGUAUUUUACAUUGUCCGUCAAAAAUGAAUUGUAUUUUCCUUUACUAUCUUAUUUUAUUUACAUUAUUGGUUGUCCAGUUAAAACUGAAAUGGUGCGACAUGAGUUAACAUUUCAAACCAUUUAUCGACAUUUUAUUUUGAACUGUUGUUGAGUCAACAUCGCUUGUUAUAAACACGUGAGUAUUUGAAACGUUACCUGCGGUUAUUAAUUAAUUUAAAAUACAUAUAUUAAUGAUUGUACUUUUUUAUUAUCACAUUUGAAAUAUUUAACACUUUGGUGUCCGUUGAAGCUAUUGACAUUUUUUUAACUAUUCUAAAGUUUUGUUUGAUAAUCAAAACAAAAUUAUUUUUGUGAAUUACCUACUAAAUUUUUAACUAUAGUUAUUACAAAAUAUUAUAUUAGAUUUUGUCUUAAAUAAUAUAAUGGCUUCCACCAGCAAUUUAAAAUCAACAAGAACAUCAGCUACCGUGUGGUUGAUUGGAAAACCUACAGAAACAUUUUCAUUUGCUAGACUUCCGUCAAAAGAGGAUGUACUAAGAUUUUUUCACUUUCACCACUUAGAAAAAAAACAAACUUUUAAAAAAAGUAUAAGGUCUACAGCGGAAUCCGUUUUGGAAGUUUGGGAAAAAGCAAGGAUACCUACUCAAAGAAUUGACUCAGUUGAAAGAAAACUAAGUAAACUGGUGGAUGAAUACUAUCUUUUAAAAAAGAACAGAAAAACAAAUCUUGAUAGUUGCCGUAUGAAAGAAUUGGUAUUUAAAGGAGACUUAGUUGAUAUUUUUGACAUAGCUGUUAAGGAUGCAUUAAAAAUAAUGAAAAAUGAAGAAGACAAAACAUUUUUAAUAAUGCAGAGAGAAGACAGAAUGAGCUGCAGUAUGGCAGGUGUAGACAAGCUGCAAGAAAAAAAAGAAUUUAGAAAACGAAAAAGAGAAGUAGAAGCUGAAACUAGAAGACAACAUAAUCAAGAAAAAACGCUAAUGAGCUUAGAAAUAGCAUCCGAUUCCGAAAUAAUGGAUUCUUGUAAAAGCAGCUCAAACUGUUCAUCGGGUGAUGAGUUUCAAGUUCCUUCUACUUCAACAAAUAUAAAAAAACCCACCAAUAUUAAAAGUGUAUUUACUGAGGAUGUUGUAGCAUCUAUUGACCGUGUAAACUUGUCUGAUCGGAAUGCAAUGUUUGUCGUUGGAUCAAUAGCUCAGGCUUUAGGAACCCCAAUAGCAGAUAUCUCUUUAUCACGUAGUACAAUACGUCGUAAAAGAAAUCAAAUUCGCAAAACUGUUGUGGAAACUGACAAAACAACAUCUUCUUUCGAGCAUCCUCUAGUUUUGCAUUGGGAUGGUAAACUGCUGCCUGACAUUGUUGGAGGGACGCAAAAAGUCGAUCGAGUGGCUGUGCUUGUCACUGGCGGUGGUUUAGAAAAGCUUUUAGCAGUUCCAAAGAUUGAUAGAGGCACGGGCAAAGAACAGGCUGAUGCUUGUCUCAAUGUUCUUGAAGAGUGGAAGUUAAAGGCCUACGUGCGAGGACUCUGCUUUGAUACUACAUCUUCUAACACGGGGUUGAAUUUGGGCGCAUGCUCUUUAAUCGAAAAGGCUAUAGCAUCUGAUAAAGAGCUUGUCUGGAUUGCUUGUAGACAUCACAUUUUUGAAGUUUUGCUUUCUACCGUCUUUAAGGAAGUGUUUGGACCAAGUGGGGGUCCACAUGUCAAUCUUUUCAAACGUUUUCAAAAACAAUGGCUGGGAAUAGAUAAACAAAAUUUUAAAGUUGGUGAUGAAAAUUUAUUUAACCAUGACAACCUGCUUCAACUCCGUCAAGACAUGCGUUCUUACUAUAUUGAUGCUAUUGAAACGCAACAGCCAAGAGACGACUACCUUGAAAUAAUAAACUUGUGCAGAAUUUUUCUCGGAAAGUCAGAAGAAAGUAAAGUUGGAUUUCGAACGCCAGGAGCCUUUCAUCAAGCCCGUUGGAUGGCAAAGGCAAUCUAUUGCCUAAAAAUAUACAUGUUUCAAGAUCAGUUCGAACUCACUGCAGCAGAGAAAAAAGGUGUCACGGAAAUAAGUCUAUUUGUAAGUCUACUGUAUUGUCGUUGCUGAAAUGAAGCCCCAAUAGCCGAAAGAGCUCCCCUUAAUGAUGCCGAUUUGAUUGGACUGAUAAAAGAUUACCCUAAUCGGAAGAUAAGUAUUGCCGCAUCUAAAGCAUUUUUUCGUCACCUUUGGUAUUUUUCAGAACAUUUAGUUGGACUUUCUUUUUUUGAUUCUCGUGUCAGUACUGAGUCUAAAAGAGAAAUGGUAAAAAAUCUUCAACGACCUUCCAAGGGAAAUGCAUUGAAAAGACUUGAUGGCAAAACGUUCAAUCACCAGGAUCCACUAGAGUCGUUUAUCACACAACGCACAACGGUUUUAUUUGAUUUGUUAAUUAAUAACGGUCGAGAAAAAGCAGCUUCAUUUUUGGCGAAAGAUCCAUCAGAGUGGCCGACAGAUUUGGUCUAUAUUGAAAUGCUAGAAAAAGUUCGCCAAAUGAAAGUUGUUAAUGAUUGCGCAGAGCGUGGGAUUGCACUGAUUCAAAAGUUCAACAAUAACAUAACGAAAAAUGAGGAGCAAAAACAAUAUCUUCUCCGAUUAGUAGAUCUCCAUAGAAAACGAUAUCCUUCUGCAUCAAAAUCUAGCAUUAUGAAAAUGACUCUAGGUAAUUAAAAACUAAGAAACAUAAAUUUUAACAAAUAUAUAUGUAUAAUAUUGUAGCAUAAUGUUUUGUUUUAUUUUUAAAAGUUGAAUAAAUUUUCAAGAAAAUAGUUUUUAUUUAUUUACUAUAACUUUAUGCAUAAAAGUGAUAAAUCCUAGC
Messenger RNA from Daktulosphaira vitifoliae (grape phylloxera), 3105 nucleotides. RefSeq lists its product as uncharacterized. Bases 693 to 2357 code for a protein of 554 amino acids. Lineage: Eukaryota; Metazoa; Arthropoda; Insecta; Hemiptera; Phylloxeridae. The record is from RefSeq and is a predicted model, not a curated record. The transcript has a single exon.